Messenger RNA from Mercenaria mercenaria, 9343 nucleotides. RefSeq lists its product as uncharacterized. The record is from RefSeq and is a predicted model, not a curated record. NCBI's taxonomy places the organism in Eukaryota, Metazoa, Mollusca, Bivalvia, Venerida, Veneridae. Gene Ontology annotation, molecular function: S-adenosylmethionine-dependent methyltransferase activity. The coding region runs from base 8107 to 8955 and encodes 282 amino acids. The transcript is spliced from 4 exons.
AUUAUAUUUGCCCUGUCCGUCAUACUUUAUUUCUGGACUUAUAAAGUAGAUGAACCCUACUGCUUUAAGUAACUCCAUCAAAGGUCAAGGUCACAUUGACCUGGACAUGGAAAAUAGUUUCUGAUCAAUACCUUAGGAAGCCUAUUGACAUUGAAAUUUGAAACUUCACGGGCUGAUUGGACAUGAAAAGUAGUUGAAUGCAUUGAUUUUGAGGUCAGAUCAUCAAAGAUCUAGGUUACAGGGGUCAGAACAUGGAAACCGUUUCAGGUUAAUUGCUGGAGAACCAUUUGACAUAGGACCUUCUACAUUGAAGUUCAUAGGAUGCUUACGGAGUAGAUGAUUCCAAUUUUUUUUGGGAUCACCCCAUCAAAGGUUAAAUUCAUAUGGGCAUAAACAUAGAAAACCGUUUAUAUCGAUAUGUUGAGUUUACUGAAUGAUUAGAAAUGCAUAGUAGAUGACUCUCAUUUGCUUUGGGUCACUCGAUUUAACGACAAUGUCACAGGGCCUGAAUACGAAAAAAUGUUUCCGAUCAAUAACUACUUAGCAUAGAACGUUGAAGCAUCAUGGGUUGAUUGAUCUUUGGGCAUUGUUUUCAGAGGUUAUGGUCACAAGGUCCAGAACAUAGGAAACCAUUUCCAAUUUAUACCUUGACCACCACUUGACCCAGAACAUUGCACCUUUAUGUAAUUGUAGAUGAUUCCUAUUGCAUUUCAGUCACUAAGCCAUCCAUCAAUGUCUUUUUGACUUUCGCUCCUGUUUCUUAUUGACUUCUUGUCUAUUACACAUUUGCGAAUUAAGACGAAGUGGAGUGUGAACACCUUGGGUGAUUGAUUUUCCAAGGGGGUGAUCUCAGCCUUAUUUGAUUAUUUAUGCGCGGUAGCAAAAACAGCCUAUAACGGCAAUAAGGUUUGGGUUAUUAUAUCAUCACUAUGCGGCAGGUGAUAUAAAUUUGGUUUGCCUUUUUUCGUAUUUCUGUCCAUCAGAGAAAAGUUUGUUACACAUAUCGCGAAAGGUAUUGAACUAUCGUAACGGUCAUGAAACUGUAUAUUUAAUUUAACAUUAGGAGUUGCACAUCCGGCGUUUUAGCUCAUCUUAGUGCUCAAGUUACACUGUGUCCUUCGUCAUCCGUCGUCAUCCGCCGUAGACAUGUUCACUAUUAACACUGGAGAGGUUAAACUUUUUGCCCAAUCGCAAUGAAACGUAGUCAGAAUGGUUUGAGUUUACAAAUUCUCGACAAAUUUUGAAAUUGCGUCAUCUUGGCUUAAACACUAGGCAACUAGGUUAAAUUUAAGAAAAACUUUGUAAGUAUUCUUGAUUUCAUUUUUAUGCUACCCGAAGUUAACUCGUAUACUAAGCAAGAUAUGUACUUGAUACUUUACAAACUGACAGAAGUCAGUGAGGAUGUGUGUACUGACAAGGAACCAUAAAUCUAGGUGAUCGCAGUUUUUUAUUAUCUCCCUUUUUUGAAAACUACAUACUUACAUAUUCAAAGAGGCCGAUGAUAGGAGUACCACAACUCUUACUGACCACAUUUCUCCUAACGUACCCUCCGUGACUGAAAAGCCCUUAAAGCUAAAGUAAUUUCGAAGAGAUCAACUGGUAUUAACGAUCGCCUUUAUUCCAUUAUUGUCUUUUCUUUGGGAUCUUUGAUAGACCUGGGCGUAAUUUUUGUCUCUUUAUAAAAUCUACUUCAAGUAUAAAACUUGAUUAUCUUUGGUCGAAAAUAAGAGUCACAAGGUGAAAUUAGAGACAUUGUUAACACACUACAGGUCAUGAUAUAAUAUUCAAUCUUAACGAUACCUAAUUAGAAUGUUUGACGUUAUAUUUAGCUUGAAACUGGAUUAUUGGGGAUCAAAAACUGGAUCAAGAGGUUAUAUAUCAUAGAGAAGAAAACACUCUACAGGAAUUAUUUUCUACUUAAUCUUUGGAAACCGGGUCAAAUGUAGGUUCACUUUGAAAUUGUGUCAAAAAGAAGGUCAGUAAUCCAAGAGUAAAAUUGCUAUAGAAUGAAUAGUUAUAUUGUUAAUAAAAUAUCAGUAAAGUCUGAAACUUGGUCAUAUGCGGUCAAUAGGUAGGUCUGUAACCUUAAGUAUAGAAAAUAAUCUAAACAUUCAAGAUGCCACAUAAAAACAAGAUCACUGAAAUGCAAAACAGUUUACCCACGAAACAAAGUCAUGUGACCUUUGACCCCUAAGUGUGACCUCGACCUUGAAGCAAACCAUCUGAAAAAUGCGCUCUGCACAAUGUCUUGAUGUGGUGAACAUUUAUGCCAAUUUUCUAUAAAGUCCUUCAACCAGUUAAAGAGUUACAGAGCGGACACAAAACAAAGCCAUAUGACCUUGACCCCUAGAUGUGACCUUGACCUUAAAGCAAGCCAAUCGAAACAGGCGCUCUGCACGUCGUGUUAAUGUGGUGAACAUUUGUGUCAAGUCUGUUCGGAUUCCUUCAAGGGUUAAAGAGUUACAGAGCGGACACGAAAUUGCUAACGGCAGACGGACAGACAGACAGACGGCCAGAUGGACACCGGGUGAUAUAUUGCGAUCAAACUAUGUGAUCUUUUCAACUUUGUCUCAGAUGCGUAACUUAUUAUAUUAAAGAAUAUUUCAGGAAUGUGUUAUAGCGCUAGAUCAAAUACUUUCUUGCGAUAUGUAUAACAAAACAUUUCUCUCACGAACAGACGGAUGGUAGGACAAAUCCAAAUCUUAUCCUGUGCGAUGGCCAGACCUUUUCCUCAUUAUAGGAAUGUUUUCUUACUGCACAUGAAUUAAUCAAAUCAUGUUGAGACGGUCUCCUUGAAAAAUCAAUCGUCUUAGGUGUCCACAGUCCACGUAACUUAAUUCGCAAAUGUCUAUUACAACUAUGCUUUAGGGGAGACAUGUGCUCUUUUACAACAUCAUCUUAAUCACAUUAAAAAGAUAUUCGUGAGAUUCACAAAACAGUCCGAUCCAUGAACACUGCGAAUGAAUCACCAUUGAUUAAGUAGGUCUCUAAUUAAACUGUCUCCAUUUAUACUGACCAUUAAGAUUAUAAUAGUAUAAGAUCUAUGACUGAUAUGUUUUUUCUAGGCUUUUGCAACUGGGCCAUUUAGAUAACUUCAUGUUAGAUCAUGCAGAUUCCAUCUUAGAUUUGAUGAACAUUUGUUUUAGUUUUUCAUACAUGUAUGUUAAUAGUUUGGCAUUUGUUGUGUUACAAGUAGAUCAUAAGGUUAUUAUUGACAGUGCAAUUAAUAUGUGACGUAUUUAUAAAGUAAAGGUGUUGACGGUAAAUAUUUUACAGUUAAGUUAUGUUUUUGGUUUGCAUGUAAACUGUUUGUUGUCUUUUUUUAUAACGUAAUAUUUUGUACAGAUGACGUGACAUUUUUAACAGACAAAAUUUAAAUUGAAUUUAAUUGAGAUACAUUAUAGUGUAAUAGUUGCUUAUAAAACUGAAAAUGAAUCUACCGAAACCUGAAGUUUUACUUUCAGUAACUAUGUAAUGGUUAGUUAUUGUGUCGACGAAGGCGUUUCAUGUGAAAGGAUGCAGCGUUAUGGGUUUUUCGAUGUAAAAAAAGAAAUGACCUUCUUCCAAAGGGAUGGUCAUCGCGCCUUAUUUGUCAUUUGUAUGAUUAGUUAUAUCUUUUGAAAUACGUCAUACAAUUUAUGGUUUGACAGAUAUACAAUUUAUGUAAACUGAUUCUGGAUUAAGAAUUAGAUCAAUUCAAAAUUGGUGAUUGAGGUAAAUUAAUUGCACUAGGUAUAGUUAUACUUUGCUUUUAAAAAAACAUUAAAAUGCAUUGAAACAGAAAGAAGAAAGUAGAUGUGAUACAUUUAUUUACGCCCGAAACAGACGCAUGGAGAGAAUUCCUGAAAAAAGCUAUUAGCUUCCUACUCAAUCUUCUAUGUUGAUAUAUGUAUCAUUGUUAUAACAGAAAUUAUUUCGAAUAAAUAUUGUUUAAACCAAAAUGACACAAUACAUUGAUAUUCGCAUAGUAAACGGAACAACAUGUGUAUUCAAGUAGUGUUUUGUUCAGCCCUUUCCAUAAUUGUAUCAUACAUGUAUAAGGAUUUUGAUUUAUAAUCAAUAGUUUUACUUAAUUUGCUUGACAUAAGAGUUUGAAAUUUAUUAAUGUUUGGCCAAUGACAAUUAUAAGGCUUAAGAAACUGGAUACGAAACUUUAAAUACUUGGGACAAACUAGCAGGAACUGAUUUUCGUUUCAUAUAACAUUGAUUUUACGGUGUGGCAUUUUCUUUCUUUUUCGUCUUUUAUUUCUAUAUUGUCCGGUUUCUAUUACCAGAUCACGAAAUGAGAGACAAUUUAGAAAAUGCUAUUUUAUACGUUUUUCUCUUUUUGUUGGGUUUAACGCCACACAGGCAAAAUUAUAGAUCAUAUGGCGACAUUCCAGCUUUAAUGGUAGAGGAAGACCCCUAGGUCCGUGCAUUAUGUCAUCACGAGCGGGCACCUGGGUAGAACCACCGACUAUCCGUAGGCCAGCUAGCUGGCUUCCUCACAUGAAGAAUUCAAUGCCCCGAUUGAGGCUCGAACCCACAAAAAUGAAGGGGAAGUGAUUUGAAGUCAGCCACAUUAACCACUCCCUCUAUAUGUAUUAUAAUGUAUACCAUCUAUUGGCCGGUUGCAAGACAACUAUAAGCUAGAGUUAAGCGAUAGUUACUGUGAUCCGCCGAUCAAACGGGUUGCAUGAAACGCCUUCUUGGGUAACUGUUACAAUUCUUGGCCAAGAUAUGGCUGGGUUGCACGACGGUAAUGAUUUCUCAGUGGACACUUCUUGUACAAACCUGGUUGUUAAUAGGUUUAUCGCCGAGUCAAAGCAUAUUUCAAUUUAUAUACAUGGUUUGUUUUCAAUUGUAUAUGAGGUAAAUUAAAGUAUGUAUGUGUUUGAUUACCUGGAUAUGUUUGAGAAACUUUAUAGAGUUUAAAUAUAGCAAUAUUAUAACAAUGAUGUUACUAUCUCCGUCAAAAUCCCCUCCUGAAACAAUAUUUUCGCAUUGUUACAUUUGCUUUCUAUCAUCUUAUUAUUCUCUGCAAGCUCUAUAAAAACUUCUUUCCCACAAGGAGAAAAUAAAACGCCCUUUUGCCUAGGCAUCUUGAGUUACUUGUAUUAACAAGAAUUUUGUUGAAUUAAUGUUAUUUGAGCCGCGCCAUGAGAAAACCAACAUAGUGGCUUUGCGACCAGCAUCCGCGCAGUCUGGUCAGGAUCCAUGCUGUUUGCUUUCAAAGCCUAUUGCAAUUAGGGAAACCGUUACAAUGUAGAGUAUAUAUCGAACGAUCGCAACAUUCCCUGCGUAAGAUUAUUACGCACCGCGUAUCUACUUAAACUGGAGUCCCAAGUUUCUGCGUGAAGAGGUCAAAUCCAUAUUGAUGCUACAAACCGUCUUGGUGAUUCAGAUAGACAAUGGAUUUCGUGUAGGUGUCAAGCAAAUGAAAAACCGACGAGGAAUUUAGCUUUUGAAAGUGUUAUAUUAUGGUUAAAAUCAUAUUUUAAGAUCACUUUGUAUUUAUCGAGGAACCUGUGUAAUUACAAUAUAAGAUGAGUUUCGUGUAAAAAUAAUAUCGGGCUUUUGUAAGAUUCAGAUUAAUAAAAAUAUACAGACUUGAGUAAACGGCAUUAUAGUAACCUAUGUAAUUUGUUUGUUUGUUUUGGGUUAAACGCCAUUUUUCAAGACUAUUUCAGUUUUGUAACGGCGGGCAGUUAACAGUACAAAUCUAUUCUCUGCAAGUAACUGCCAACUUCCCCACAUGAAUCAGAGGUAGAGGACGAAUGAUUUCAGACACAGUGUCUUUUAUCAAAUCAUCACAACAUACGGCCCGCCCGGUGAUCGAACUCACGACCCCAAAAUCCUUAGAUCAGUACUCUACCUACUGAACUAAGCGGGCGGAUGGUAACCUAUGUAAUGAUAUGGGCACUGAGCUGCUCCGGUAGAAGCAAUGUGUGAGGUGAUUGUGAUGAGAAAAUAAGACAGUGUAUUUGACACAUAUUCUCGUAAGCCUUUGUUUCUUAUACUUGCUGGUAGUCCUCUGCGGCCAAUUGAUUAACACUUCCCAUGCUGAACACGAUUGAUUCUGCCUUUGCGAACAGUGUAGAUCAUGAUCAGCCUGCACAUCCGUGCAGUCUGAUCAUGAUCUGUACAGUUAUCUAUUCAGCUAGUAUAUUUUGAUAAGCACCCCUAUUAACAGUUAACGGUACUGUCCAAAUCAGAAGAUGGACAAGUUCAUUAUAGAAAUUUAGGAAAGUAAAAUCACCGACGUACAGUCACUUGCUCUUUGUCAACGCUGUAGACUCGAAACCUUGCUUUGCGUGUAGGAUUCCGUCAUACGAUGAAGGCAUCCAACUGACUUACGGAAGAUCUAAAGGUCUACUCAGAUGGUGAUACACAGCAUAGUGGGGCACCUAGGGUCAUGCACUACCAUUAAAAACUGCAAAAAUCCUACUUGACGUAUCAUGUUCUCGGUCUGUUGUUAAACCCAACCAAAGAGCAAAAACAAACUCGUACUUGCCAACGAAAUAUAUUUUAAUGUUUGUUUUGCUGUGUGUAUGAUAGACUGUUACAACUUCAUUUUGUUUAUGUUUUCUGUACGAAACAAUGAUGAAUGGCAUACUCCGUAUUAUCACGUAAACUGACGGAUUCGUGACAGGUGAAAUCCGGACAUAUGACCUCAUUUUGACCAAGUGUAAUUAAACAUACUAACAUACUGUGUUUUCUGCUAUUUGUGUUAAAACUCUACUUGAGAAUAUAACUUUAGUUAUUACUGCUUCUUCUGUAAACCACUGUUUUACAAGGAAACGUAAAACUUGUAUGGUGAAUAGUUGUUGUUAAUAUUUUAGCUCUUUUUGUUUUAUUUUAUUUUUUUAUUAUUAUUAUUAUUUUUGUUUGUUUACACGUCAAAUCACACAAAACUUGAAAAUAGAUAUAUAUUCAUUUCAUGUUAGAUGAAAUUUACAUCAUAAAAUGCACAGAUACAUUAACAUUAGUUUUAUUUUAUGAAUAGUAAAAUAUUAGUCAUACAAAUGCUAGCCACCUCCGUAAAACUGCAUUCCUGAAAUGUAAACCAACAUUAAACUUCCCUUACAUGAAACAAAGGAGAAAAGUCAUAUGAUUUGUCAGAUUGUCACAAAUCGAAGCGUAGUUCGGACCCCGUGCUGCUAAAGCAAGUGAGAAGGUGGGGUCCCGUCCCGUGACUUUACGCUCUGGUAUGGUACAGAGAGGUUUUUAUAUCACUUUAUGUUGCUUUUUUAAACACGCGAAGACAUAGACACUUAAAAUCAAUUAACAAUUAUUUGAUAUCUGUAAAUAUAUGCAAGAUAAAUAUCGCGUUAUCUGUUGCAGUGCAAACGAUGCCACAUGUGAAAAUAUUUCGUAUAUCAUUUUGUGUGGAAUAUACAAAAUAAUGACUUAUGAAUUAAUGAAGUAUUAAAUAAACAAACAACAUGUUCAGUGUAUCGUUACGUCGCCAAGUACAAGACAGAUACAACUGCCUAGUGAUUCAAUACAAUGAAAAUGACAUUAUAUAAUACUCAGUUUGUCAGAUCAAUGAAAAACAUCUUUUCAAGUUAAUGAACUCAAGUGAAAUGAGAAAUAGCCAGAGAUAUAAUAUAGUUUCAAUAUAAUACAGAACGGUGUUGUUAAGUGCUGUUUGAGUAUAGAUUGAAAUAUGCUAUAGUAACAGUAUUAAUACUAACUGUGUUUUUACAUUAAUAUUAAGACAUAAAUAGACGUAAUUCCUUGAGGAGGACAACCAUUAACACAGCUGUCAUGUCUAUGCAAAUGAAGAGAAGGUAUGCAUAUAGUCUUCGUUUACGAACACUUUCACUACAGUUUUCCAUCGUCUUACGUGAGUAAUGGUAUAAAGUCAGACAAAAAACUGUCACACAAACGACUUUUUUUUUUUUUGAUUUAACGUCGCGCCGACACAUGAUAGGUCAAUUGGCGACUUUCCAGCUUUAACGAAAUUUAUAACUUUUUUAAAGGAUAAUUAAAAAGGUGAAAGAAUUUUCGUUUAAGCUGAAUACGAAUGACCGUAGUUAGAGGAUCAAAUUAAACAUAAAACAGCAGCAGCGCGAGAAACCUUCUAGAUAACUUUAUAGUUAAGUCGGCAAGGAUACUGAUGCAAUGAGCCUAAUUCACGAUUAUAACCAAUCAUGUUCGUUUUAUGACGACCAGAGGACUGCAGUAGGCUCAGAUAUAAUAGCGGCUAUGAUUCAGCUCAACACGGGUAAACAGUUGAAGGAUUUACAUGUACUCGAUGCUGGCUGCGGAACUGGGAGUUAUGCAAAGGCACUUUUUGAUAUUGGGGUUGGUUACUUAACACUAAUGGAUGCAUCAACUGGAAUGCUAGAACGCGCUAGAGCAAAACUUAGUAACUAUUUAGCACAAGGAAGGGUUCAAGAUAUGGUUGAGUGCAGGUUGCCGCCUAUUCCUGUUCAGGAUGAUUGUUUUGAUGCUGUUAUGUUCAAUUCGGUCUUACACCACCUUGAUCGAACAAACUCCGAUUUUUCAAACGUGAUUGAGACACUACAAGAAUCCCGCAGGAUCUUGCGUCGAAAAGGUGUCAUAGUUAUAACAACAAUUCUUCCUGAAACAUUUGCAGAGGCGUUGUGGUUUAUGCAGAUUGACAGAAAGGUGGCUCAGCGAUUCAUAGAAAAUAAUGCUCUUUCUUUGAAUCAGCUCUACAAGAUCUUUGAAGCUGCCGGUAUCUGUUGCACUCAGAAAAUGACUGUUCUGGGCUCCGAUCUGUUAAAUCACUACUAUAAUGUUGAAGAUCCAUUGGAAGUGUCAUUGCGAAGAAUCCUGAAUGAGUUUUGGUCAUUUGCAACAGUGGCAGAGGUCAGCGAACUUGUAAAGAGAGUUAAAGACUUAAAGGACAGCGAAGAGCUGGAGGCAUGGAUAAAAUCACAUGAUCGCACAAGCACAAUGGGUAUCCUGACAAUAAUGAUAUGUAAACCUCUUUAUUCUCAGUAAAGUCUAUUCUUGAUGUAAUGGACAAAUAAGUAUUGGUUCUAUAACCUCUAGAUGGUAUGCCAUACUUACUCAAGUAUAUGGAACUACAUAUAACAAAUAAUCUUGAUGAGUCAUCAUUUGUAUCAUUACCGCAUGUUUUUCGAUAGUUUGGAAACGUCCGAGAGAGAAAAUUGAAAAUUACCAUAUUCUAUAUAGAUCUAAAUGUAUUUUUGUGUGUAUUAUUUCCAAAUGUUGGGAUGCGUUUUAAUAAAUGUUCAACAGUAUAUUAUAAGAGUUGUUUACAGAUAAUUUAGCAAAACUAAAUUGUGUAGCAGCAUAAACACUGAAAGUUUACAUUCACUUGCGAACUUUAAGUUCAGAAUUGGGGGAAAAACAUGUUUUUUUGCUU